This is a messenger RNA of Corvus hawaiiensis (hawaiian crow), 4741 nucleotides long. RefSeq names its product SH3 domain binding kinase 1 (gene SBK1). NCBI's taxonomy places the organism in Eukaryota, Metazoa, Chordata, Aves, Passeriformes, Corvidae. Gene Ontology annotation, biological process: peptidyl-threonine phosphorylation; peptidyl-serine phosphorylation. The record is from RefSeq and is a predicted model, not a curated record. The transcript is spliced from 4 exons. Bases 1694 to 2875 code for a protein of 393 amino acids. Gene Ontology annotation, molecular function: protein serine/threonine kinase activity; ATP binding.
GGGGCUCCCGGCGGGUUUCGGGGGUCUGGAAGGGUGCGCUGAGCUGGAAGGCAGCUGGGAACAGGGGAAGGGGCGAGCAGGGAGAGGCGGCCUCGGGGGCAGCUCAGGCCGUGUCCCCUCGUGUCCCCUCAUUGUGUCCCCUUGUGUCUCCUCAUCACCUCCCCAUCUCAUCUCCCCUUGUUUCCCCUCAUGUUCCCUCACCUCCCCUUGUCUUCCCUCACCAGCUUCCUGUCCUCCCUAUUACCUCCCCUCAUGUCCCCUCAUGUCCUCCUGUCAUCUCCCCUCAUGCCCCGUCCAUCAUCUCCCCUCGUUUCUCCUCAUUGUCUCUCCUCAUCGUGUCCUCUCUUGUCCCCUCAUCAUCUCCCCGUGUCAUCUCCUCUCGUCAUCUCUCCUUGUCUCCCCUCGCGUCCCUUCAUCACAUCCCCUCCUGUCUCCUUGUGUCCCCUCAUCACCUCCCCCAUCUCCCCUUUCACCUCCCCUGCUGUCCCCUGGCCGCAGGGCCGGCCUCCAUCCCACACCGGCGUCUCCCCGGCCGCAGCGGGGAAGGGGGAGCGUGACCCACUUUCCUCCAGGUCCGGCCUCGCUGCCGCCGUGGCCGCGGGCGGGCGACGCCAGCCGGGAGCCCCAGCACAGCUCGGGGACUUGGGGCAGGGUUGCCCGGCCCCAGCACCCCUCUGUCCUGGCAUCGGGGUGCUGCCCACGGGGAGGAAAAGGUCGGAGCUGGGUGUCCGCGUGCCGAGCCCCCGACCCGCCCGGUGUCACCGUGCCCUGCCCGGGGUGCUGCGGGAGGAGACCACGGCAGUGGUGGGAGCAUCCUCCUUCAUGGGAGCAUCCCGGUCGGCGGGAGGCUGAGGAGGGGGCGAUGCCCGGGCUGCACAGGGCACACAGAGCCCCCGGGAGUGGAGUCAGGGCUGGGUUUUGUGGCAGAGGGACGUGUCCCUGUUGUCUCCAGGAGCGAGCGGGGCCGAGGGCCGGCUGGCCCUGCCGUGGGGUCGGGCAGGUGCCGCUCGGGGCGUUUGUCUUUGCAGAUCCCACCCGUGCGGUGCUGCCGGCGCUGGCGGAAGAGUUUUGGGAGGGAGAUGAUGACAGGCUGAUGAAACCAAUCAAACAAUGAAGUAAUCAUAAAUCCCCGGUGCUGGCGGCAAAGGCGGGAGGAGCUGCAGGCUGGAGGAGCUGAGGUCCUAACAAAGCCAUCCUGCUCGGCAGCAAAAAGCCCGGGAGGCCGAAGCACUGAAAGGCAGCCAAGGUCCUGUCAUCGGGGCCGAUGGACGGAGACAGCCCAGCGUGGAUGAGGGAAAAUCCUGCUGGCAGCUCUGGGAGAGCAGUGCAGAGGGCACAGAGAACCGUGGCAGGAAGGAGGAGUGGUGGCUCCCCGGGAGCUGCCAGAGAGAGUCCUGGCACUGCUUUGUUUGCUCUUCCCAAAUUUGUCUGCGAAACCUGAAUCCUGGAACCAAAGGCUGAGGAAGCUUGUCACAGGCUGAUGGCCAGGAUGGGAGAUGGUUCCUGCAGCGGGGGACACUAUGGAUGGGUGUGACAGGGCCUGACCCUGCCCUGCAGCUGGAACAUCUGCACCGAGGGGAGAGCAGCUCCUGCCGACUGGGAGCCCGCGCCUGGCAGGGCGUUCAUUGGCUUUGCCGAAGACAAUCCUGCUGCUGAGCAGGCUGCUCUGGUCUAAGCAAGGAGCUGCGCAACCAUGAGCGCGGGCUCGAUUGAGCAGGAGCCCUCGCGCAAGCUGGGCUGCUGCGGGGUGCCCCUCAUCACCGAGGACAUGCAGUCCCUGGCCAUCCGCACCCUCUCGGGCACUGACAUCACCAAGCACUAUGACCUCAUCCGCGAGCUCGGCAAGGGCACCUACGGCAAGGUGGACCUGGUGUCCCACAAAAGCACAGGCACCAAGAUGGCCCUGAAGUUCGUCAACAAGAGCAAAACGAAGCUGAAGAACUUCCUGCGGGAAUUCAGCAUCACCAACACGCUCUCCUCCAGCCCCUUCAUCAUCAAGGUCUUUGACGUGGUCUUCGAGACCGAGGACUGCUACGUCUUCGCUCAGGAGUACGCCCCCGGCGGGGACCUCUUUGACAUCAUCCCGCCUCAGGUGGGGCUCCCCGAGGAGCUGGUGAAGCGCUGCGUGCAGCAGCUGGGCCUGGCCCUCGACUACAUGCACAGCAAGAGCCUGGUGCACCGGGACAUCAAGCCGGAGAACGUGCUGCUCUUCGACCGCGACUGCCGCCGCGUCAAACUGGCCGACUUCGGCAUGACCCGCAAGGUGGGCUGCCGGGUCAAGCGCAUCAGCGGCACCAUCCCCUACACGGCGCCCGAGGUGUGCCAGGCCGGCCGGGCCGAGGGCUUCGCCGUGGACACCAGCAUCGACGUCUGGGCUUUCGGGGUGCUCAUCUUCUGCGUCCUCACCGGGAACUUCCCCUGGGAGGCGGCGGUGGCGUCCGACGCCUUCUUCGAGGAGUUCGUGCGGUGGCAGAAGGGGCGGCUGGCGGGGCUGCCCUCGCAGUGGCGGCGCUUCACGGACAGCGCCCUGCGCAUGUUCCAGCGCCUGCUGGCCCUCGACCCUGAGAAGCGCUGCCCUGUCAAGGAGGUUUUCUACUUCAUCAAGUGCGACCUCAUGGCUGAGGUGCGGUGCCGGCCCUCCUACCGCUCCCGCAAGCACGCCAGGGACAAGCUCCCGGCCGGCUCCCACUGCCACGAGGCCACCGGCUCCUGCACCCCCGCCCCGCUCAAGAGGACCGUCCUGACCGAGGGGAGCGGAGCGCGCGGUCCCGAGCCCGGUGCAGCCGCCCCGGGCACGGCGAGCAGGACAGACGGACGGCAGGACAAGGGCAAGGGGCAGAUGGUCCUGGCCACAGCAAUAGAGAUCUGCGUGUGACGGCGGCGUGUGGCAUCUGCACGACCCGCCCCGUCCCCCCGCCCUGGGGACAGGGAUGGGGGGAGCACAUCGUGGUGGUGGCACGAGCUGGGACCGGGCUCUGGGUCUCCCAAAGGAAAAAAAAAAAAAGGAAAAGAAACACAAUGGAAGAGGAAAAGGACAGAACUGGUUGCGCUCUGUAGCGCUGAGGAUGCCGAUCCCCCCGUGCCGCCUGGGCAAGGCCAGUGGCCGGAGCCCAGCCGAGGGCACCGCUCGCUGCUGGGGAGGCUGGGGGCACCCACAGCCCUGCCACGGCUGUGCUGCCCCCUCCAAGGCUCCCCCCAGGGUGGCACGGGCAGGGGUGUCCCAGCACGGGGAGGAAGAGGCAGGGACAGUGGGUAGUGGGUGGCCCACUGGCUCUGCCCCCACCCCGUGCUCGACCCCUGUCCGGGGAGCAGGAAGGCCGAUGACCCUGCACCGUGGAGGAGGCCUUUGGGGAGGUUUGGGUGGGUGGUGAUUUGCCCUCUUCAGCUGGUCCCUGCCGCACUGCUGGGGACUGGGAAGGGACGGGGAGGCGGGCGCCGGGCUGGUGACAGGGAGCCGGCAGCCUCCCGGACCCCCGGCAGCCCCGGCUGCCUCCCUGUCGUGGGAGGUGCUGGCAGCCAUUGAUGUAGCAAGUGUCCCUGUCUGUGUGUCAUUGUGUGUCCCAGCCACUGCCACUGGCAGCCCCUGUCCCCUGCCCUGCCCCACACGGCUCAGGCCCUGCCGGAGGGAUGGGUGCCCUCUGGCCAGAGCUGCGCUCCGGGCUGCGGUCAGUGGGCGCGGUGCCGGCCAUCCAGCAGGUUGGAUGCUCAGGCCGGGCUGGCUCUGCCGUGCUGGCGUCCCCGUGUCCCCUCUGCAGACUCUUUGUACCCAGGGACUGGAGGAGGUGGCGGUGGUGCACCCCAGGCUGGCCUGCACACCCCGGGAGCAGGGGAGGGGGCCCCGAGUGGCCUCCCGUGGGCCCGCCUGCUUCCCUGUGCUGUCCCCAUCACCCCUCCUUGCUGUCACCCCUUCCCCAGACCUGUCACCCUCCCCUGGGGCUGGCGGGGAAGAGGCAGCGGGACAGACCCUGCCGGGGCUGGCUGCAGCGAGGCAGGGCGUGGUGGCAGGAGCCACUGGUGGCCCCUUACCGACAAGGUCCUGGGGUGUGCGCGGAGGUCACACCUUCCCUCCUGGAUUUGGGCACCCAGCAGAGCGGGGAGCUCACCCCGCCGCCGCGGCGGGGAGGCUGUGGGGGCACCCCAAGGCAGGAGCACCCUGCUGUGGUUCGGGCUUCCCUCCCAUGAGGUGGGUGCCGCGGGGCCGCCCCGGUGCCCCAAUUCCCCACAAAGGGCUAUAACGCUUUCCAGCAGCAGCAGCAGCAGCAGUUUACAGAGCAGGGGCCGCCCCCGCCCCCGCCGUGCCCCCGUCCCUGGCACCCCCCGGGCCCGGCGUUAGACGUAGCAUUGCCCCACGUAGAGAGCUAGGCACCGGUUUUACUCCUUUUUGCCUUAGGUCCCUCGAUGUCCUCGAUCUUUCGUGCAAUAAUGUAGAUAAGGGAUCCCGGCCGCCCCGGGAGGGCUCGGUGGCACCUCUCUGGGAGGGCUUGGUGGCACCGCCCGGGGUGUGUCCCAGGGGGUGCCCGGUGUGAUUUCUGUCCCCGUCGAGGUCGCUGUGUCCGUAGGUUGUCAGGUUUUUAUUUCCAGUUCCCUCAUCUGUCGGGUUUCGGACCUUCUUCCCGUAGGAGAGGCUGUAGUGUCACAGACGUUACCUCAGUUUGUCACUGUUGAAAAGGAUUAAAAAAAACCACAACUGAAACCAUAAAAAAUGACAAAAUACAUAGUUAUAAAAGCAACAAAAAAUUUC